AUGUCAAAUAAAGUGAAUGGUAUGAUUUUGGAUUCUACAACUAAUCAAACACAAUUGGCCUCUCAACUUCAUGCAUAUGAUGAGGUAACAAAAAGCGCAACUGCAAAUUCCAAAGUGAUGAGACGAGCAUCUAAGCCAUGGUCAGAGAAUGGAACCACCGCUUUAAAGAAUCACAUGAAUUCUUGUAAAAAGGUUCCUCGUGUUAGUGGGGAUGAUGGUACUCAAACAGAAUUGGUGUUGCCGUCAGGAGGUGUGGAAUCUUUAGGCACUUGGAAAUUUAAUCAAGAUGCUGUUAGAAAAGCUGUAGCUAAAAUGAUCAUUCUGAAUGAGUUACCAUUUAGAUUUAUGGAGUCGGAAGGAUUUAGGCAUUGCAUAUCAGUUGCAUGUCCUAGAUUUCAUGUACCGUCACGAUGGACAGUUGCUAGGGAUUGCUAUCAGCUUUAUAUUGAUGAAAAGACUCAUUUGAAGCAAUUCAUGAAAUCAUCUUUUACAAGAGUAUCUCUUACCACUGAUACAUGGACCUCAUUACAAAGGGCGGUUGAAAAAUGUUUGCGUGAUUGGGGGAUUGAUAAGACUUUUACUGUUAUAGUUGAUAAUGCUAGUUCUAAUGAUGUUGCAAUUGCAUAUUUGAGGAAAAAAUUUAACAAUGCUGGAACUAGUAUUUUGGGAGACAAAUAUCUUCAUUUGAGAUGCAUUGCACAUAUUGUUAAUCUUAUUGUUUGUGAUGGAUUGAAGGAAAUGAAUGAAACAAUUGCUCGUGUUAAAGGGGCAAUAAGAUAUGUGAGACAAUCACCUUCCAGGUUAGCUAAGUUUAAAGAGUGUAUUGUGAAUGAACAUAUUCAAAGUAAAAGUUUAUUGUGUUUGGAUGUUAGCACUAGAUUGAAUUCUACUUAUUUGAUGUUGGAUGCAGCUCAAAAGUUUGAAAAGGCAUUUGAUGCCUUUGAUGAUGUUGAUCUUUAUUAUAGAAGUGAGCUUUUGAUGAGAGAUGGGGUACCCGAUCAAAAUGAUUGGGCAAUUGUUAGGAAGUUUUGCCUUUUCUUGCAACAAUUUUAUGAUCUCACCGUGAAAGUUUCAGGUACUUCUUACGUCACAUCUAAUACUUUUCUUGAUGAUAUAUGUGAUGUUUAUUCCACUUUGUGA
This is a messenger RNA of Durio zibethinus, 1140 nucleotides long. NCBI's taxonomy places the organism in Eukaryota, Viridiplantae, Streptophyta, Magnoliopsida, Malvales, Malvaceae. The record is from RefSeq and is a predicted model, not a curated record.